Microthlaspi erraticum is the source of this 1371-nucleotide messenger RNA. The record is from the annotation of a GenBank genome assembly. NCBI's taxonomy places the organism in Eukaryota, Viridiplantae, Streptophyta, Magnoliopsida, Brassicales, Brassicaceae.
AUGCAUGGGAGGGUUUGUGAAGAGAGGAGCAAAGGUCAUCGUCGUCGGCAUAUGUUUAGAGCUCCUUCGCGUGUAAUUGUGAGCGCUGAGGCUGUUGGUUCUUCGUCUCUCUCUCUUUCUUCUCCUACUUCCUUCUCUAAGGACGGACGCAGGAUUAGUGUUGGUGACUGUGCACUCUUUAAACCACCUCAGGAUUGUCCUCCGUUUAUUGGUUUGAUUCGUUUGGUCAUUCCUGAUAAAGAAGGCAAGUUAAAGCUGCGUGUGAAUUGGCUGUAUCGUCCUGCAGAGCUAAAACUUGGCAAAGGCAUCCUUUUGGAAUCUCAGCCGAACGAAAUCUUUUAUUCCUUUCACGAGGAUGAGAUUCCGGCUGCAUCCUUACUGCACCCGUGUAAAGUUACCUUUCUUCCAAGAGGCGUUGAACUGCCGUCAGAGAUCUCUUCAUUCGUGUGCUGGCGAGUUUAUGAUGUUAUGAACGACUGUAUCUGGUGGCUCACUGAUCAAAACUAUAUCGAUGAACGACAACAAGAAGUAGAUAGAUUAUUGUGUAAGACUCAUUCCGAGAUGCAUACGACAUUACAGCAGGGUGGUCGUUCCCCUAGUUCAACGAAUAGUCCGACGACAUCGCAAGUGAAAACGGGAAGGAAGAGGGAACGUGGUGAUCAGAGUUCCGAAUCUGUGAAACGGGAACGUCGGAUUGAUGAUAGUGGCUCUGGUUUCCUAAGGACAGAAAGUAGUUUGAAAUCUGAGAUUGCAAAAAUUACUGAGAAAGGCAGGCUGGUGGAUUCUGAAGGGGUUGAGAGAUUGGUGCAGCUCAUGCUGCCUGAGAGGAAUGAGAAGAAAAUAGACUUGGCUGGACGAUCAGUUCUUGCAAGUGUUGUAGCGGCGACAGAUAAGUUUGAUUGCCUCAGUCGUUUUGUCCAGCUCAGGGGAUUACCUGUUUUUGAUGAGUGGCUUCAGGAAAUUCAUAAAGGGAAAAUUGGGGAUGCGAGCAGUCCUAAAGACAAUGAUAGACCAGUGGACGAUUUUCUCUUGAUCUUACUUCGUGCUCUUGACAAGCUUCCGGUGAAUCUCAAUGCUCUUCAGACCUGUAAUAUUGGAAAGUCUGUUAACCAUUUGAGGUCACAUAAGAACCACGAAAUCGGGAAAAAGGCAAGGAGCUUGGUUGAUACAUGGAAGAAACGUGUUGAGGCAGAAAUGGAUGCAAAGUCUGUAUCCAAUCAGGGUGCGUCUUGGCCUGGAAGACCUCGUCAGUCUGAAGCUUCUCAUGGCGUUAGACAUUCAGGUGUAUCCGCUGAUGCAACCAAGACAUCAUCAUCACAUCUACAUCCUUCUAAGUCUGUGUCCGUCAAAAUACCGUCAAGAACAGCAUGA